Stegodyphus dumicola is the source of this 2714-nucleotide messenger RNA. RefSeq names its product ileal sodium/bile acid cotransporter-like. Gene Ontology annotation, biological process: bile acid and bile salt transport. Gene Ontology annotation, molecular function: bile acid:sodium symporter activity. The record is from RefSeq and is a predicted model, not a curated record. Gene Ontology annotation, cellular component: membrane. Lineage: Eukaryota; Metazoa; Arthropoda; Arachnida; Araneae; Eresidae.
AUAAAAAGGCACAUUUCUGCCUAAUUCGAUUCUUAUCGAACAAUUUCUGUGGAUUUAUUGCAAGUUUAAAUCAUCAGGUACGAUUACAAGAGUUUGAACAGUUGCUGGUGCCAUUUCGUCUGCAGCAGGGAUCUGAUGUGCCACAGUGAAGCCAACUACAAGGCUUGCUGCCCCCAUCGCUGGCUUGCCUCCGGACCUAAUCCUAAGUUAAGGAUAUCCAGGACUUCCAUUGUUUCAACCUUGACCUUCAGUCAGGUGAAAACUUCACCUUUACCUUCCCAGUAAGUUCAACAUACCGGAAUACCUCUUUCCACCAUCGGAACAGCGGAAGUCAGCCAAUCAGCAUUAUCAUCUCCAAAAGCAAAAUAGCAUUCUAACAAAGUUAUAAAUCAAAAAAACUCAGAGCAAUUCAUCACCAAGCGGAUAAAAUCAAAAUUAUAACAGCUUCAUUUGUAUCGCCUAUGGGAAAAAGGAGAAACCCGGCAAUAAGCUCAAACUGUCUCCAGAACUCGUUUUGACAAUUAGAGAUGCAGUAAUACCGUAAGAGUAAAAUUUGGAAGGAAAAAAUAAAAAAAACCUUGCCGCUGUUAUACACUUCAUUUUCGAAGGCCAAAAACCGGAGAUACAACUUUUCCUGCUCAAAAACCAUUCUUUCUCCAAUCUGAUCUGUGUAUUUAGCAAGGAAACCAGAAUGGCCAGUCAUUGAAGCUCCGACCUGUCCCCACAUUCACAACUGCAUUGAAUAAUUCAAAAAUAUAACACUUCAUCACGAAUCCAUUCUGUUCAGAACUCUCAGUCAAUCAUGAAUUUAACAAGUGCAUCGCUGCUAACGGAUACAGCACUCGAAAACUCAACAGAUUUCGAAAAUGAGACUUUAUUAGGGAGCUUCGAGCCCCUCGCUGUGAUGCCGGACCCCGUUGUCAAGCUUGCCCAUGAUAUUCUCAUCUGUGUCUUGUUAGUGUCCGUCAUGUUCGCUAUGGGAUGUCAUAUCACAUGGAAUGAAGUAUGGAGUCAUAUCAGACGGCCAAUAGGUGUGAUGAUAGGGAUGUCCAGUCAGUUUUUCUUGCUGCCUCUUGCAGCUUUCACUAUCAUCCUCUUGUUGCGCCUUGACCCACUGUAUGCAACAGGCAUGCUGGUGCUCGCCUGCAGUCCUGGUGGUGUCACCUCCAACAUAUUCUCGUAUUUCUGUGAUGGAGACAUUUCUCUGAGCGUGACAAUGACCACGUGUUCGACCAUCGCAGCUUUGGGAAUGAUGCCCCUAAAUAUGUGGGUAUACGGUCAAUGGCUAGAGACAGGAGCUGUAACAAUACCCUACAGCAAGAUGUCCAUCUCCCUGGCAUCCGUAACGGCCCCUGUUGGAGCAGGCAUGUUUGUCAGAUGGAAGUAUCCGAAUGCAGCACCCUACAUUACAAAGGCGGGCAGCUAUGCAGGAUUUGCCAUCAUAUUCGUUUGCCAAACGAUGGAGCUGAUCAUCUUUCCUGAUAUCUUCGAUGGCAUCGGCUGGCAGUUUUAUGUAGCUCUUGUAAUCCUACCGUUUGUUGGUCUCUCCUUGGGAUACGGUCUAGCUUUUCUCUUUCGACAGCCACCUCCAGUUAGAAAGACAGUUGCCAUCGAAUGUUCGAUUCAAAAUAUUGGAACAGCCCUCACAGUCAUCUCCUUGUCCUUUCCUAUAGAGAUGCAAAAGAAAGUUCUGGCAUUCCCUUGGUUGUAUUCCUUGCCUCUCAUCACGACAGUUACAGUUAGUUGUGCUCUUUAUCAACUUUAUAAACGCACGUGCUUCAAAAAUAGUUUAGGAUCAUGCGAAAAGAAGCUAAACGGGUUGGGUGUUCCGAUUCCGGUGGUGGAAAAGGUGAAUGGGAAACCGGAAGAGAUGCAGUCUUUCAUCCCACCGGAAAAACUUACGACAGUCUAGAUAAACCUCGUUCCUAUUGCCUGUGAUAAACCAAUGCGUUGUACAGUUGCGAAAGCGUGCGCGGGAAGGAUUCCUCACUCAGGGAUGCAAUGCUACGGGUCGCAACAUUCUUUUGGACCAAAAUGAUAUAUUCCUCACAAAACCCGAAUUUAUAUGUGACACUUAACACCAUGAAGAACAUUUAAUGGAGAUGACCUCAAAUGGAGACAAAGGGAACUGUUUAAAUUAAAUAAUGUUUGACAGUCUCAUCUCAUAACAACUCUUCUGUUAUUUACAGUUCGUAUUAAUUUUCAAAGAAAAUGAUUUUACUUGGCUGAUUUACAUAUUUUGUAUGAGAUUUACAUGACUGAAUCUAAACGUUUUCUGUGUGCUUCAGAUGGCAUGUUUAAUUGUAUAUUGUAAACUAAAUUAAAUAAGUAAAAAAUGCAUGAAUAUAAUACAUUUUUCAUGGUUUAUUUGCCUAGAACAGAACUCUCAGCUUAUCGGAAGACAAAUAUUUGUGCAAAAUGGCAUUGAAACAGUGGAACUGAAAGUGAAAAAUAGCCCUUUUUUUUAAGAUAUUCAUUUACAGAAAAGAUUUAAUUUUUUCUACACUGUGUUGUGUUAUAUAUAUUUUUCAUUCAAUUUCUGCUUGGUGUAGCUAUACAUUACAGAUAAUCUUAGCACGCUUUUAAAACGAGGUUUUUACUGCCCAUUGUAAUGCAUUUUAUUCCUUGAAUUUAGUAAAUGCUUGUGAAUACUGUCAAUGAUUAUAAAUAAAUUAAUUAUUAAUAUAAUUACUUUUAAUAAAUUUUGAAGAGGA